AUGUUCACAAAGGCCACCCGCAUCCCAGCCGCCGACUUCCACGACUUGUCCUGCGACCCGGGCCUCCAGGCGACGCUCACCGCCGAGACAAUCAUUGAGCAGCCCAGCAACCCCAUCCCCGUGUCGGGCUUCCUCCUCUCGGUGUGGCUGCGCGAUGAAGACUUGAGAAGCUACGACAUCGACCUCAGCAAGGUCGCUCUGCACAUGCCGAGUGCGGAAGAGGGCGCGCUCGCAGAGGGCUGGCGAUCCGGCAGCAGGGAGUACAAAGCGGACAAGCGCAAAAUGAGCAUCAUGAGCAAGCUUUUACGUAAAUACAUUCGAUAUCUCUCCCCACUCAUAGGCAAGUUCCUUAGCUCGUCCAAUUCUCCAGAUAGUGGCGACCGUAACACCGUCGUGAAGCCUGCCGCGUUCGUUGCGAAUUGCCUGCAGCUCGCGGGGCCCGUCCCCUCUUUGCUUCACCACCGCUACGUCAACUCCGCGCCCUUCGUGAAAGGGUUGUUCCGCAAGAGAGGCCACGCGCUACACAAGCAACAUAUGGAGGGCGAGGAGACGGACCGAGCGCAGGACCGGGAGGGCACCAAGAACGAGGGCAGCGUGGAUGGAAAAGACGAGAAGAUCAGCAACGAUUUCGCUGCCAUGACUCGCCAGUCCCUCCGGAUAAUGUCGUGUGGGACGAACAACCGUAGAUUCACGUAUGACAUCAUGCUGGACGGCAAGUGGCGGUCAAUUGUGAGAAACUGGAGACCAGAUGACCAUGGAGUUCCCAGCAAGUACACCCCAUGCACUCGGACGUCGAGAUCGUGUAGCGCAGCGAGCUCUUCAUGCGCGUCCCCUGCGGCACCAUCACACCGCAGCCAAGGACCCGUCGCUCGACGCCUCGCGCGCCCAAGCCCAAGCCCGCAGAACAUGCAGACCGACACCCACGGCCACGACCCGCCAGCGCCGCACGAGUUCGUGAACGACAACGACUCGGGGACGCAUCGGCCGUGCGCGAACCUGUUGCGCGUGCUGCACGCGUACCUUGUGUCGCCGCACAACCUCGACCUCGGCGCGCUCGGGCACGUCACGACGCUGAACGCGUUCGGCGAGCGGCUCAAGCGAUGGAGGGACGCGCGCUAGCGGGUGAGGGCGAGGGGCGAGGGGUGAGGGAGAACCAGGAUCAGGGUGCGCAGGCAAAAAGGGUGGAGGAACAGCCUGGGUCUGGGGAUAGCGGGUCCUCGGGCCAGCGAGUCACGAGAGGACAGGGCUGAUUUAUUUACCUUGCAUAUGUUAGAUACCGUGCACACUGCUGGCUGUAAUUCCUAUGUGCUCGAUGUUCCCCGUAAUUAUUGUUUCGCUGGCUGGACUUUGUUGUCUAUUGACAUUUGUACAUUUGUAACAGCAUCUGUAUAUCUACGAGUCCCGACGUGGCAGCCCAUACUGUUCGGGCUUGAAGUC
Messenger RNA from Phanerochaete carnosa HHB-10118-sp, 1437 nucleotides. RefSeq lists its product as uncharacterized. Bases 1 to 1119 code for a protein of 372 amino acids. The transcript is spliced from 5 exons. NCBI's taxonomy places the organism in Eukaryota, Fungi, Basidiomycota, Agaricomycetes, Polyporales, Phanerochaetaceae. The record is from RefSeq and is a predicted model, not a curated record.